AUGAAGACUUCAACUUUCCGAAUCGCUCGAGGAGCCGCUGCGGGCCUUCAAAAGCGAGCCUAUACGAAGGCUACGACGGCACCACGGCAUCUUAUGACAAUUGCUGAUCUCACUCCUACUGAGUUCGCAAACCUCGUUCGUGAUGCUAACACUCGGAAAAUCGCCGUCAAGGGUGGAGCUCCUGCUAGCUACCUGAAUGCUGGUCUUGCUGGUAAGACUGUAGCUAUGAUGUUCAGCAAGCGCAGUACUCGUACCCGAGUUUCUACUGAAGCUGCCGUCACAAUGCUCGGUGGUCAUCCUAUGUUUCUGGGCAAGGACGACAUUCAGUUGGGUGUCAUUUCAUCCAUGACCUCCUGUAUGGUUGCCCGCGUUGGCCCUCAUUCUGAUGUCGCUACUCUGGCCAAGCACUCAAGUGUCCCUGUCAUAAAUGCUCUGUCUGAUGACUUUCACCCUCUUCAGACUAUUGCCGACUUCCUGACUCUUGCUGAGACUUUCCCUGCAUCUACUUCUAAGGGGGCUACUCUGGGUCUGAAUGGCCUCAAGGUUGCCUGGGUUGGCGAUGCUAACAACGUUCUUUUCGAUCUUGCCAUUGGCUGCGUCAAGAUGGGUGUUGACAUUUCAGUCGCUGCUCCCAAAGGAUAUGAGAUCCCCGACGCUAUGAGGCAGCUCAUCACCUCCGCCGGUGACGGCCUUUCCUCGCCCGGCAAGCUUAUCGAGACAAAUGUUCCCGAGGAGGCCGUUAAGGAUGCCAAUGUUCUGGUCACGGAUACCUGGGUCUCCAUGGGCCAAGAAGCUGAUACCCAGAAGCGUCUCAAGGACUUUGCUGGAUUCCAAAUCACUAAUGACCUAGCUAAGCGAGGAGGUGCCAAGGCUGACUGGAAGUUUAUGCACUGCUUGCCCCGCCACCCUGAGGAGGUUGCCGACGAGGUCUUCUACAGCCCUCGAUCUCUGGUUUUCCCCGAAGCCGAGAACCGCCUUUGGGCUGCUCUUUCCGCUCUUGAAGGCUUCGUUGUGAACAAGGGUAAGUUUUAA
Messenger RNA from Fusarium graminearum PH-1, 1032 nucleotides. Its product is annotated as ornithine carbamoyltransferase. Lineage: Eukaryota; Fungi; Ascomycota; Sordariomycetes; Hypocreales; Nectriaceae. Gene Ontology annotation, cellular component: mitochondrion. Gene Ontology annotation, molecular function: amino acid binding; ornithine carbamoyltransferase activity. The coding region runs from base 1 to 1032 and encodes 343 amino acids. The record is from RefSeq and is a predicted model, not a curated record. Gene Ontology annotation, biological process: L-citrulline biosynthetic process. The transcript has 3 exons.